AAAAAACCAACAAACUAAGGAAUUUUUUCAUAUUUAAAAUUUUUCACUUCGUCGCAAAGGUUGAAAAAAAACGGCAUCAUAACGGCUCAACUUUUGAAUAGUUUUCUUAAGGGAUCGCCCCACCAAACGACGAUCGAUAUUAUGCAGAAAUUGUACUCAGAGACCCCGACUAGCGGUCCGGUUAGUAUGACCAGUCAGUCGGGGGCCUCAGGCGGAGGCGGUGGUAAUGGCGCAGGUGGCGGGGGAGGUGGGAGUAGUGGGAAUAGCUCUAACAAUCCGAAUAAUAAUAUUGCUAAUGCCUCCAAUCCAGGUGGUAAUAUGAGUCCACUAGCUCGUGCUCCUUACACCAUGAAUGCCAUGAACAUGCCCGUCGGCGGCGGUAUGUCGUCGGUAUCGCCACAAACAGCCGCCACGUUCGGAUCAAGUGUAUUGGAUUCGGCGGCCGCAGUAGCCAGCAUGGGUAGUAGUAUGGGUGCAGCCGCGGCAAUGAAUUCCAUGGCUGGCAAUUGCAUGACUCCCAGUAGCAUGGGUUAUGCGUCCAUGGGUUCGCCGUUAGCGCAAAUGGGCAAUUGUAUGGGCGCCGCGGGUAUGUCAACAAUGGCUGCCAUGAGUGGUUACAGUUCGAUGGCUUCUACAACGAGUGCUCGUGAUUUAGAUACUGGUUCUCCCAGUUUAAAUAGAUCGCGUGUCGAAAAACCUACCACGUACAGGCGCAGUUAUACGCAUGCCAAACCGCCCUAUUCUUACAUCUCACUGAUCACAAUGGCCAUACAAAAUAAUCCCUCACGCAUGCUCACAUUAUCUGAAAUUUAUCAAUUUAUUAUGGAUUUGUUUCCUUUCUAUCGACAAAACCAACAGCGUUGGCAGAAUUCGAUACGGCACUCGCUCUCCUUUAAUGAUUGUUUUGUUAAAAUACCGCGUACUCCGGAUAAACCGGGAAAAGGUUCAUUUUGGACCCUACAUCCAGAAUCGGGUAAUAUGUUUGAGAAUGGUUGCUAUCUGAGGCGGCAGAAACGUUUCAAAGACGAAAAGAAAGAAGCUCAACGUCAAUUGCACAAAAGUCCUUCUCAUAGCAGCAUGGAGGCCACGUCGCCUGGUAAGAAGGAUCACGAAGAUUCCCAUCAUAUGCACCAUCAUCAUCACAGCCGUCUCGAUCAUCAUCAGCUGCAUCAUCAUCAUAAAGAUAGCGGUUUGGGUGGGACGGCCGGUGUUUUAGGAUCAGGUCAUAGUAAAGAUGCCGAAGCGUUAGCCAUGCUGCACGCCAAUGCAGAAUUGGCUUGUUUAGGGCAACAGGCGGCACAGCAUGCUCCAUCCCACCAUCACCAGCAUCAUCAGCUACAACAAGAAGAACUGUCCAGUAUAACAAGCAUGGUGAACCGGUGCCACCCGUCUUUAAUUAGUGAUUAUCAUACGUCAAUGCAUCAUUUGAAGCAAGAACCCUCCGGUUAUGCACCGCCCAGUCAUCCAUUCUCAAUUAAUCGCCUGCUGCCUACCGAAUCGAAAGCCGAUAUAAAAAUGUACGAUAUGAGCCAAUACGCCGGCUAUAAUGCGCUGAGUCCGUUAACCAAUUCGCAUGCUGCUCUGGGCCAAGAAUCCUAUUAUCAAAGUUUGGGUUAUCAUGCUCCAGCUGGUACGACCAGCUUGUGACAUCACCAGUAUCCAUUGGCUUAAGGAAGAGCGGAACAGAUGCUGCGUCAUAGCAAUGCUACAAGUAAUAACAAUCAUAACAAUAAUAAUAACAAUAGUGGCACUGGCAGCAUCUCAACACACCAUCAGCAUCAGCAAACGGCGCAACAACAUCAAACAGAAGAUAGUCUUACGCAACAAUCGCAUCAACAGACGCAGCAACAUCAAGUAUCAUCAGCAGCCAUAGCGGCAACUGCAUUUCAACAAAAAUCGAAAGCAGCAGCAGCGGCAGCUUACUUCUCUAACAAACAUUACGGGCAUCAUGUAAAUAUGACUCAAAAAUUAAUGUCCGCCGGCUGUGUGGGCGGUGCGGGCAGUGGGCAAUUGUCGCCAAGCGACUUGCAUGAAGAUUCCUCGAAUGUAACAAACGAUUUAAAUGAUGACCAAGCUUAUCAGCAGCAUCAACAACAACUUUACAAUAAUUACCAGCAAUAUGCCGCAGCUGCUAGCAGUUAUCGAAAUUGGAAUCAUUCGUUGUCACUCAAUGGAGCCGCCGCCUUACAAAAUCUUCUUUAGCAUUAAACAAAAAACUCAUCCCUGCUAUGAGAAAAAAACUAACAACAACAACAACAACAACAAUAAUAAUAAUGAAUUUUCUUUGUCUACGUAACAUCAUGGUUUUAAUUAACGCGUGCAUGACUUGACGUUCAAAGUUAGCGAAAUUUUAGCACUUGAACGAGAAAAGCCAAUGUAUGAAGAUGCUAUGUGGCUUGCAGAGAAGAUCUUUUAAAUCUCAUUAGAGCGUUGUUUGGCACCUUCACGUUCAUUCAUCAUUGCAAAGAGAGGAGAAAGCUAAAGAGGAAAUGAUUGAUACUCUCAAUCUUUUAAGUGAAGUGUGAGUGUAUAACCGCAUAGACUUUUUAAAACACAAAGUUUCCAAAACAUAUUCUCGUUAAUUUUAUAUUUAAUGAAAAAAGAAAAAAAAAAAAAC
Molecule: messenger RNA, 2617 nt
Organism: Glossina fuscipes
Lineage: Eukaryota; Metazoa; Arthropoda; Insecta; Diptera; Glossinidae
Gene: fkh
Product: protein fork head
Exons: 1
Biological process (GO): regulation of transcription by RNA polymerase II; anatomical structure morphogenesis; cell differentiation
Molecular function (GO): DNA-binding transcription factor activity, RNA polymerase II-specific; transcription factor binding; RNA polymerase II cis-regulatory region sequence-specific DNA binding
Source: RefSeq, a predicted model, not a curated record